Messenger RNA from Amoebophrya sp. A120, 1642 nucleotides. Lineage: Eukaryota; Dinophyceae; Syndiniales; Amoebophryaceae. The record is from the annotation of a GenBank genome assembly.
AUGCUCAGGCGGACAGGCGGAGAGCAUGAGGAGGCUGCUGCUGCAGCGCACGACAAGAAGGCAGGAAACCAGAAACGAGCAGGAGAAGGGCAAGAAAAAGCCAUCGAGAUGAUGACAAUGAGCUCAGCAACGAAAGAACAAAAAGCAUCCGCACCAGAUGACGCCUCAGCUGUAGCAGCUCAGGGCGCGAAUAAAAACAACACUCACAACGACCUGGAUACGACUUCGCUGGUCCCGCCUUCGAGCGAAGUGCUCACCUCGACGCCAUCGGCAGUGCUGAGCAGUAGUAGUACUACGACUUCCACGCAGGCUUGGACGAUGUUGCGCCGCCAGCAAAGAGAGGAAUCUCGUCCUGACGGUGCAGGAGGAGAAGUAGCAGAGCACCAGCAAGAUUCUGAAUUGGAGGUUGGGGCUCGAGCCCCUUCUGCUCCUGCUUCGCAGAGGAUGACAACUUCUCAACAGCGCGCCGAGGAACGUCGAUCCGAGGUACAAGUGCCAUCUUCGUCACCUCCUCCCGAAGUUGUAGAAGCGCUUCUGUUCUUGGACAACGAAAGUAGCAAAAGUUAUACAUACGCAACAGAGCAGGAGGACGUCGACGUACUACAAGGGGAGGGCGAGGAGUCGGAGAAAGCACUUCCAGGAGACGAUGAGCGGGCAAAGAAGAAUCACACGACUACAACUUCUUCUGCUGCUAUCACAAGAAAAAGUGUAUAGCGUUAUGAUCUACGGUUUUGUUCACCUUCACUGAUUGCAGUCAUGCAUCGCAAAUUUAGGCUCCUACGCAUGCUGUGAAUGACAAAUUCAGGCACGUUUUCUCAUGCAUAGCUGUGACAGCUGCCACAGCAAAUUCAUCCUCUACUGUUCUCCUCCAGGUGGCUAAAGCAUCUUCACUGGCCGCGAAGCCCGACGAGCUCAACCAACAGACACAGGAACGCGAUACUCUUGAAAUUACAGACGGCGCGUCGAUAUGGAUUGCAAAAGUAUAGUACUUCUCAUUGACCUCGUAGUACUUCUUGCAUUUAUGCAUUACAGAUUGAUUUUUUCCUUCUGGAUCUCGGAAAAUGUAGUGCAAUGCUAUUUCUACAAGUUAGUACGACACGGACACUUGUGCAAUGCAUAGUCGACGAAUCAAACAAGCACUUCGACGAGUGCUGGUUUGUUUGACGGCGCGGCUGAUGAGAUCAUCAAGCACGACAUCGAGGAGCCGCACUCGCAGUCGUCCGAGAGUGAUGAAGAUGAAGAGCCGCUGCAAGAACAUAGUGCAGACGUGGGGCAGUCUGACGGUGUUCAUGGUGAUCCUGCUUCAUCGGAGGAAUCAUCCGACGAUGAUGAUUUCGAAGGGCUUUUUACAGCUGAUCUUUAUGCUGGAGACGAGCUACACGACCCGGAAGGAAUAUGCCCAGAAAAAAAAACAUCCGCCCCAUCCAUUUUUGCGAACACAUUCACAGGCUUAACAACAAGAAGGGCUUCAUGUUUACUUAUUUGAUGCAUGAAGAGAUGAAAAAUAAUUGCAGGUAGUUGUAUUUUGGAUGCUGGGGGUGUGGUUUUUUUCUGGGAAUAAGGGGCACCCGUUCAUCCUGCUUCGCAGAGGAAACUAGAAGGACGGCGUGCGUCCAAUCCGAUUUCUCUGUAUCAACAUUGA